This is a messenger RNA of Peromyscus californicus insignis, 1757 nucleotides long. It is a transcript of the gene Tradd, whose product is annotated as TNFRSF1A associated via death domain. NCBI's taxonomy places the organism in Eukaryota, Metazoa, Chordata, Mammalia, Rodentia, Cricetidae. Gene Ontology annotation, cellular component: tumor necrosis factor receptor superfamily complex. Gene Ontology annotation, molecular function: transmembrane receptor protein tyrosine kinase adaptor activity. Gene Ontology annotation, biological process: extrinsic apoptotic signaling pathway; positive regulation of canonical NF-kappaB signal transduction. Bases 371 to 1303 code for a protein of 310 amino acids. The transcript has 7 exons. The record is from RefSeq and is a predicted model, not a curated record.
CAGAAAAUGUAGAGAUCCCAGCCUGUGAGAUGGCUCAGCAGAUAAAGGCACUUGCCCUCAACACUGAUGACCUGAGUUCUAUCCCUGGGAAUCAGUGGCAGAAAGAAGUGACUUCUCGGACUAGGUGGGCUUUGCCCGGAGGCAGGGGACUGGCCACGGAGGACAGCGGGGCAGGAAGGAGAGGCCCCGAGCGGAGAAGGCGGGACGCGCGGGCUGACCCGGCGGCUUGAACUGGGGCGCCGCCCCUGCGUCUCCGCGCACACCCGGAAGCCGCGCGCAGCGGAGCGGGGCCAGUGUGUGGCCGCCAGGACCCAGCCUAGAAGCCUCUCAGUGGGUGGUAGACAUUCGUGGAAGGACUCCUGGAGGCGAGAUGGCAGCUGGGCAGAAUGGGCAUGAAGAGUGGGUAGGCAGCGCAUACCUGUUUUUGGAGUCUUCGAUGGACAAGGUGGUCCUGUCUGAAGCCUACACAGAUCCCCAGAAAAAGGUGGCCAUAUACCAGGCCCUGCAGACUGCACUGUCAGAGAGUGCGGACAGCCCUGACGUACUGCAGAUACUCAAGAUCCAUUGCAGCGACCCGCAGCUCAUCGUGCAAUUGCGUUUCUGCGGGCGCCUGCUGUGCGGCCGUUUCCUUCAAGCCUACCGCGAGGGGGCGCUGCGCGCCGCGCUGCAGAGGUGCAUGGCCUCCGCACUUGCCCUGGAAGCCGUGCGGCUGCAAUUGGAGUUGCAUGCUGGCGCAGAGCAGCUGGACACUUGGCUGACCGACGAGGAGCGCUGUUUGAAUUACAUCUUAGCCCAGAAGCCGGACCGGCUCCGGGACGAGGAACUCGUGGAACUGGAGAAGGAGCUGGGCAAGCUGACGUGCGACUGCACUGGCCAGGGUGGAACCAUACAGGUUGACUCAGCCGCUUCUAAGUCCCUGGUUCCCUCUCCGGCCAAGGAGAAGCCACUGCCGGCGGCCUGCCAAACUUUUCUGUUCCAUGGUCAGCCCAUAGUGAACCGGCCACUGACUCUGCAAGACCAGCAGACGUUCGCUCGCUCAGUGGGCCUCAAAUGGCGCAGGGUGGGGCGCUCGCUGCAGCGUAGCUGUCGAGCACUGAGGGAUCCUGCUCUCGACUCGCUGGCCUAUGAGUAUGAGCGAGAUGGGCUAUAUGAGCAGGCCUUCCAGCUUCUGCGCCGCUUCAUGCAAGCCGAGGGCCGCCGUGCCACGCUGCAGCGCCUGGUGGAGGCGCUGGAGGAGAACGAGCUCACCAGUCUCGCAGAGGAUCUGCUAGGCCAGGCGGAGCCGGAUGGCGGCCUGGCCUAGGUCUGGUUCUGUGGGGAGGGCGGUCAACCAGCAGUUGAGCCAGGGUUUGGACCCCACCGGUGGCUGUUGGGGUCUUUUUACUGCUGCUCUUGCUACUGCUGACCACUUUCCAUCCACUGGACUUGCCCACUUUGCUGAGCUGCUGGAGCGGAACUGACUGCCUUCCUCAGGAGCCAGGCAAGCACCACGGAACUUCAGGGGUACAUCACUGAGGAUUCUACCCCAGAUUCUUUGAUGGAGACAGUGUAGAUGUCUCUGUCUUCCCAUCCUAAAAGAGGACUUCCUGAAAAAACUCACCAAGUACCUGGACCUUCUGAGGUCUAGAUGUCUGUCAUUCAAGGUGCUGUAAAUACUGUUGUGAUCAGGAUGCAAGAAUCUUUCCUGUCCGUGUCUCAUACUCAACGUGGGACCGAAGCACUUUGCAACGAUAAUAAAAUGCAACCCUUUUACAGAC